AUGUCGGUUUCCAUCCCUUCAGAUUUACGUUCUCUGAGACGGUAUACUUCUGGCGCUGGUGGAAGGAACAGCGACCGGCUACUCGCGCCACGUUCCGAGCGCUGGUGCAGGAAGGCCGGGAAACUCAAUGACACGUUAGGUCCUUGUGGCAAACCGAAGGCGGCAUGGCAGGUGGACACGUACGGACACACCAGGGAGCAGGCGUCGUUGCUCGCUCAGAUGGGCUACGAUGGACUGUUUAUAGGUAAAAUGUCGGACAUAAUGACCCACAACCUGUUCAAUCUGUACAACGCGCCGGAUGGUUUCUGCUUCGACUUCCUCUGCAGCGACGAGCCCAUCGUAGAUGAUCCAGACAGCCACGUUUAUAACGCUGACUCUCGGGUAAACGAUUUUAUAGCACAAAUUGAGAGGCAGGCGAAGUAUUAUGAUCAUGACAACAUAAUGGUGACCAUGGGUGGGGACUUCACCUUUCAGAGCGCUGCCAACUGGUUCAUGAACAUUGACAAACUUAUAAAUUCUGGCACAUUGUGUUACUAA
This is a messenger RNA of Parnassius apollo (apollo), 537 nucleotides long. Lineage: Eukaryota; Metazoa; Arthropoda; Insecta; Lepidoptera; Papilionidae. The record is from the annotation of a GenBank genome assembly.